Molecule: messenger RNA, 438 nt
Organism: Echinostoma caproni
Lineage: Eukaryota; Metazoa; Platyhelminthes; Trematoda; Plagiorchiida; Echinostomatidae
Source: the annotation of a GenBank genome assembly
AUGAAGAAGUGGCCCGACAUAGCAGGAGAAGCAGGGACGGCCACUUGCAUAGUAGUCACUGCAACUUGGCUGAAACCAGAUUUCAACACCGCAGGGUUACACCCACCAGGUGAUUUGGCCUAUCGAUGUGAUCGCACCGACGGUCGCAUCGGUGGUGGUUCCCUAAGACUCGUAGCGGAACACGUAACACAAGCAGCCAUAACCAUUCUGGGGACAAAGAACAUCCAAUCCACCGGGUACUUGCUAAAACAACCUCAUAGUGCAGUAGCAGUAGUCUGCACAUACUGUAGUCCCUGGUCCUCCACAGAGGAGGAUGACCAGUUUAUGGCCCACCUCAGGCAAGUAGCGGGACAAGCCAACAGGGUUCUGCGUUUAGGUGACCUAAAUGCUCCUGAGGUUGACUGGCUGACGGAAAACCCCCCUCCGGCAGCUUCGUAG